AUGUACACUGAUCAUAUGAGCACUGAUGAUCAGUGUGCCCUGAUGAUCAGUAUAGCCCCAGCAGUGCCACCUGUCAGUGUCCAUCAUUGCCUCGUGCCAGUGCACAUCAGUGCUACAUAUCAGUGCCCAUCUGAGCUGCUUUUCAGUGUCACCCAUCAGUGCCGCCUAUAAGUGCCUGUCAGUGCCGCGUGUCAGUGCCAGGUAUUAGUGCUGCCUUUCAGUGCCCAUCAGUGAUGCCUGUCAAUGCCCAUCAGUGCCACCUACCAGUGCUUCCUCAUUAGUGCCACCUAUCAGUGCCCAUCAGUGCAGCCUCAUUAGCGCACAUCAGUGAAAGGAGAAAAAUCACUUAUUUACAACAAUUUUAUAA
Staurois parvus is the source of this 367-nucleotide messenger RNA. The record is from the annotation of a GenBank genome assembly. Lineage: Eukaryota; Metazoa; Chordata; Amphibia; Anura; Ranidae.